CCCGGCAGCGCUGGCCGGGAGGAGAGCCUGCCUUUCGUGCUGGACCUGCAGAGCUUACCAGGCCUGGCCAAUGUGGACCUGAGCGCCCAGAACCCCAACAUCCAGGUGACCAUUGAAGUGGUGGAUGAUCCUCAGGCUGAAAUGGAGAUGGACUUGUUGAAGGAGACAAGCAAUGACUGGUCCCUGACGUCCUCUGAGUGGUUGUCCCACAAGGACCUCUUCUGGCCCCUCUUCUGGGAAUACACUGACCCUGCUGAAGAAGAGGAGGAGGAAGAGGAAGAGGAGGAGGAAGAGGAUGACAACCUGGAUGCAGGGGACAGGGAGGAGGACGAGGAGGAGGAGGAGGAAGAUUACACAGCAGAGUAUGAGGAGGAGGAAUCCGUGCUCAGUGGAGUGGGAGGUGACUGGGACCAGCGGUGGCCUGGGCAGAAGAACUGGAUCUUCAAGGAAAAAUAUAAUUACGACUAUGAAGAUGAGGAGGAGUGGAGCCCGUGGUCCCCUUGCAGCAUCACCUGUGGCAGUGGCAACCAGAAGAGGACCCGAUCCUGUGGCUAUGCCUGCACAGCGACAGAGUCGAGGACCUGUGACCUGCCGCGCUGCCCUGGAGCAGAGGGGGAAAUGGUCUUCCCCACAGAGGAGACGCCUUUCAAAAGCGACAACACCACAGAGCUGUUCAACUCAGAGGUGGACAGCUGUGAGAAGUGGCUGAACUGCAAGAGUGACUUCCUCACCAAAUACCUGAGCAAGGUGCUGACGGACCUGCCCAGCUGCCCCUGCUCCUACCCACUGGAGGCUGUCUACAGUGCCGUCAACCUGCGGGAUGAGCGGCAGGGCAAGAGCUUCCGAUGGCGGGAUGCCAGUGGCCCCAAGGAACGCCUGGACAUCUACAAGCCAACGGCGCGCUUCUGCCUGCGCUCCAUGCUCUCCCUUGACAGCACCACCCUGGCUGCCCAGCACUGCUGCUACGACGAGCACACCCGAAAAAGGGCUGGUGUCCCCAACCUCAUUAGCACCGAGUUCUCCCCAGAGCUGCACUACAAGGUGGACAUGCUGCCCUGGAUCCUCUGUAAGGGUGACUGGAGCCGCUACCAUGCUGUCCGGCCCCCCAACAACGGGCAACGGUGUGCUGACAACCCCACCGAGGAGGAGUACCUCUCCCAGCUGCAGGAGGCCAAGGAGUACUAG
Molecule: messenger RNA, 1185 nt
Organism: Phaethon lepturus (White-tailed tropicbird)
Lineage: Eukaryota; Metazoa; Chordata; Aves; Phaethontiformes; Phaethontidae
Product: isthmin-2-like
Source: RefSeq, a predicted model, not a curated record